GACGGAGGAGCAGCUGGCCUAGCUGCCAAUCGUCCAACUCGCGUCCGAGCGCUCGUGCUGUCUUUGGCCUGUGACGCAGCCUUUGUCCGCCGCAGCCUCCUCAACCAUGCUCAAGCGGCUUGCGCGCCCGACGUCGUCGCUCUCGUCGUCGUUGUCGCUCCCGUCGCCGUUGUCGCUCCCGUCGCCGUUGUCGCUCCCGUCGCUCUCGUCGCUCUCGUCGCCGUGGGUGUGCGCCCAGUGCGUCCAGCAUGCCCAGCGCCCGCGCCCGCGCCCGCGUCGCCUCAUCAGCACGCGCGCCCAUGGCCACGACCAGCGCGUCGCCCCCACGCCGCCGCCCGCCGCCCUCUCCGGCCUGUCUGCCGGCGCAAAGGCCGACGACGCCGCCCUGCGCAGCGUCUUCGACAACGCCGCCUUCUGGGACAGCUUCCGUCGCACCCGCAAGGGCACCAGGCGGGCCGGCAUCGUCGGCAACCAGUACCUGACCCACCCGGACGGCUUCGUCGACUUCGUCGCCGUCACCAUCCAGCGCUGCAAUGCCGUCGUGCACAAGGUCGGCGCCGCCGAGUCGACGCGCGACUUGCAGCUGCUCGUCCGCGAGCUGGACAAGCUCAGCGACCUGCUGUGCCGCGUCAUCGACCUGGCCGACUUCGUCCGCGGCACGCACCCGGAUCGCAAGUUUCAGGCCAUGGCCGUCAAGGCCUACCACACCGUCUUCCAGUACAUGAACCAGCUCAACACGACCCCCGUGCUGUACAACCAGCUGAAGAAGGCCUCGGAGAUGCCCGACGUGUAUGCGGCGUGGUCCGAGGAGGAGCGCAUCGUGGCGCGCAUACUGAUGGACGACUUUGCGCGCUUCGGCAUCGGCCUGGACGACGCAACCCGCAGGACGCUGGUCGACAUGAGCGGCGAGAUUGCCGAGGUUGGCUCGCAGUUUGUCGAGGGCAUGGCCCCGGAGACGCUGCGGCUCAAGUUCAGCUCGACCAAGCUAAAGGGCAUGGAUCCCAGUCUGGCGAGGCAGCUGACAAGAUGGGGCGAGACGACGAUAUCGACCAUGCACCACGAGUCGCAGGCAGUGCUGCGCUUCGUCCAAGACCCCGACGUGCGGCGAGAGACGUACUCGGCUGUCCGCACCGCCAGCCGCUCCAGCAUCGAGCGUCUGGAGAAGAUGCUGAAGCUGCGCGCCGAGCUGGCAAGCAUCUCCGGCUACGAGACAUUUGCACACAUGACGCUGGAGAACAAGAUGGCCAAGACGCCAGAGGCAGUCGACCAGUUUCUGAACGCCUUGCACCAGGACAACCGCCCCGCUGUCACGGCCGACCUCGACGAGCUGACCGCGCUGAAGAAGAGCGACGCGCACCAGGACAACUUUCCCGACCGGAUCAACGCCUGGGACAAGUUCUACUACACCCAGAAGAUGCUCGGCGCCAUGGAGGGCGCCUACCGCCAGCGUACGCCAGACACACUGUCCUCGUACUUUUCCGUCGGCACCGUCCUGCAGGGCAUAUCCCGCCUCUUCGACCGCCUCUACGGCGUACGAUUCGUUGCGCGCGAAACACACCCCGGCGAGGUAUGGGAUGACGGGGUGAGGAGGUUGGAUGUCAUGUCAGACACGGAAGGGCACAUUGCCGUCUUGUACUGCGAUCUUUUCUCGCGACCCGGCAAGACCCCGAACCCAGCCCACUUUACCCUCCGCUGCAGUCGCGAGAUCCUGUCCUCGGAGAUUGCAGAUGUGGCCCACAUGGCCCACCGCUUCGACUCCCCCGUCGAAGCAGCCACAGACGGCAUGGCCGUCACCUACAACGCCCAGCGGGACAGCUACUUCCAGCUGCCCACCAUCGCCCUCAUCUGCGACUUCCACAAGCCCCUCACCGCCGCCCGCCCUGCCUGCCUCAACAUGCACGACGUCCGCACCCUCUUCCACGAAAUGGGCCACGCCCUGCACUCCAUCCUCGGCCGCACCGCGCUGCAAAACGUCUCCGGCACCCGCUGUGCGACAGACAUUGCCGAGCUCCCGUCGGUGCUGAUGGAGCACUUUGCUUUCUGUCCCGAGGUCCUGGCCUUGUACGCGCGACACUGGGAGACUGACGCGCCGCUGCCGACCCACGCGCUCGCGCACCGCCUCGCCAUUGACAACAGAAACCAGUACUCGGAGCUCGAGAGCCAGAUCGUGCUCUGUCUGCUCGACCAGGCGUACCACUCUGCCCUCCCUGCGAGCGCGGCCUUUGACUCGACCAAAGUCUACCACGCCGUGUACAACAAAUACGCCUCCGUCCCCGAGCCCGCGGGCACCGCGUGGCAGGGCUUCUUUGGCCAUUUGUUCGGCUACGGGGCCACGUACUACUCUUACUUGUUUGACCGCGCGAUUGCGGCUAAGAUCUGGGGCGAUGUCUUUCAGAAGGAUGGCCCCAGCGGCAGCUUGGAUCGCGACAAUGGCGAGCUGUACAAGAAUGAGCUGUUGCGGUGGGGCGGGGGGCGCGAUGGCUGGCAGUGUCUUGCGGGCGUGCUAAAGGACGAGAAGCUUGCGUUGGGCGAUGCCGAGGCGAUGAGGGAGGUGGGGAGAUGGGGCAUCAGAGGGGGUGCGUAAACUGGAUGGGUGUGGGUGUGGGUGUGUGUGUGUGUGUGUGUGUGUGUGUGUAUGUGUGUGUAUGUGUGUGUAUGUGUAAGGUGCGUCCCUAAGUGGAGAGACACCAUGUCUCGAGACAGGUUGGCUGUUCGGACCUUUGGCGCCCCUGACGAGCAGAUUUGUAGAGUUGUCAUUCCUCCAUGAUAUUCAUAAAACUAUUCUCCUCUGCGCCAGCAGGCUC
This is a messenger RNA of Didymella exigua CBS 183.55, 2804 nucleotides long. RefSeq names its product mitochondrial intermediate peptidase. The transcript has a single exon. Gene Ontology annotation, cellular component: mitochondrion. Lineage: Eukaryota; Fungi; Ascomycota; Dothideomycetes; Pleosporales; Didymellaceae. Gene Ontology annotation, biological process: peptide metabolic process. Bases 107 to 2584 code for a protein of 825 amino acids. Gene Ontology annotation, molecular function: metalloendopeptidase activity. The record is from RefSeq and is a predicted model, not a curated record.